Peromyscus californicus insignis is the source of this 1360-nucleotide messenger RNA. It is a transcript of the gene Rabggtb, whose product is annotated as Rab geranylgeranyltransferase subunit beta. Gene Ontology annotation, biological process: protein geranylgeranylation. The record is from RefSeq and is a predicted model, not a curated record. The coding region runs from base 96 to 1091 and encodes 331 amino acids. Gene Ontology annotation, cellular component: Rab-protein geranylgeranyltransferase complex. Lineage: Eukaryota; Metazoa; Chordata; Mammalia; Rodentia; Cricetidae. Gene Ontology annotation, molecular function: Rab geranylgeranyltransferase activity. The transcript is spliced from 9 exons.
GUGACGGGCGUGGGCGGGCGGGCGCGCGCGUGUGCGCAGGCGCGCGGGCCUUGACUCCCGGUGCUCGGGCGCGCUUCUGUCUUUCGGCGUCGGACAUGGGCACACCGCAGAAGGAUGUUGCUAUCAAGGCAGAUGCACCUGACACCCUGUUACUGGACAAACAUGCCGAUUAUAUUGCCUCCUAUGGCUCAAAGAAAGAUGAUUAUGAAUACUGUAUGUCUGAGUACCUGAGAAUGAGCGGCAUCUACUGGGGCUUGACAGUGAUGGAUCUCAUGGGACAGCUUGAUCGGAUGAACAGAGAAGAAGUCCUGGUGUUUAUCAAGUCAUGCCAGCACGAAUGUGGGGGAAUAAGUGCUAGCAUUGGACAUGAUCCGCACCUUCUCUACACUCUGAGUGCUGUCCAGAUUCUUACUUUGUAUGACAGCAUUAAUGUUAUCGACGUAGAUAAAGUGGUGGCGUAUGUUCAGAGCCUACAGAAAGAAGACGGUUCAUUUGCUGGAGACGUGUGGGGAGAAAUUGAUACCAGAUUCUCAUUUUGUGCAGUGGCAACUUUGGCUCUCUUGGGCAAGCUUGAUGCUAUUAAUGUGGAAAAGGCAAUUGAAUUUGUCUUGUCCUGUAUGAACUUUGAUGGUGGGUUUGGGUGCAGACCGGGCUCUGAAUCUCAUGCCGGGCAGAUCUAUUGUUGCACAGGAUUCCUGGCGAUAACUAGUCAGUUGCAUCAAGUGAACUCUGACUUACUUGGUUGGUGGCUUUGUGAACGACAGUUGCCCUCAGGUGGACUCAAUGGAAGACCUGAGAAGUUACCGGAUGUGUGCUAUUCCUGGUGGGUUUUGGCCUCCCUAAAGAUAAUUGGGAGACUUCACUGGAUUGACAGAGAAAAGCUGCGCAGCUUCAUCUUAGCAUGUCAAGAUGAAGAGACAGGAGGCUUUGCAGACAGGCCAGGAGAUAUGGUGGAUCCUUUUCAUACCUUAUUUGGCAUUGCUGGAUUGUCACUCCUGGGAGAAGAACAGAUUAAACCUGUUAGUCCUGUCUUUUGCAUGCCUGAAGAGGUGCUUCAGAGGGUGAAUGUCCAGCCUGAACUAGUGAGCUAGAGUCACAGAUAGUUGAAGUGUUUAUCAAACCUAGAAGUGACUGUUAAUAUUUUGUAUAUCUCAUGCUAAUGAUAAAUUAUAUAAUUAUAUGUAUUGUAAAGUAAACAUGUAUUUAGAAUGUUUCUGAUAUCUCCAUAACAGCAAAUGAAAGAGCUAGUAUUUAAUUGGUGCCUCCGUGUCCUGUUGACCUGUGACAAUUGUGAUGGCAAAUGAUUUUUGUUAACUGAUAGAGUAAAACUCAAGAUUUAAAUAAAAGAUGAACAAAUUAA